AUGAGUGAGACACUGACCCCCCAGCAGUCAGAGGGUUUGCCUUCAUUUGUACUCCAGUCCCUGGAGCUGAAGGGCCAGAAGGAUCAGUUGAGGUCCAUCUCAAAGCCCCACCCACAUCAGUUGGAUGACCUGAGUGGGGCCAGCCAGGAACAACUCUCAUCCAUAGCAGAAAUACUUAGAAAGGCUGUGUUGAACCGUCGCCUAGCUAUGGGAGAGGAUGGCGACAGUGUAUCACAAAGCAUGGAGUCUGCUGCUACUGGAUGGUCAAUUGACGCUUAGUCUGCUAACAGCUACCCUGGCAUAGUGAUGGUCCAUCAACCUAUAGCUGGCAUACAGCUAACCACCACUGAUUAGUCCAUCAAUACACAAAAACAUUUGUGUUAAUGGCUGCACAUUUUAUAUUGACAUCUUCAACAUUCCACAAGAUAUAUAUUAUAUUAUUUAUCACUGUUGUAAAAUUUAAGAAUAAAAUAUCUUUACAUAUGUGCAUUCCCUGACUAUGAACAUGGAUGUAAAUUUAUAAUUUACUUAAACUGCUAUGAUUCAUUUCAAAGUCUGUAUGUUAGUCUAUGUCAAGAUAAAACAAAACAGUAUAUCUUAAGUCUAA
Messenger RNA from Mya arenaria, 607 nucleotides. RefSeq lists its product as uncharacterized. The transcript has 2 exons. The coding region runs from base 1 to 279 and encodes 92 amino acids. NCBI's taxonomy places the organism in Eukaryota, Metazoa, Mollusca, Bivalvia, Myida, Myidae. The record is from RefSeq and is a predicted model, not a curated record.